Molecule: messenger RNA, 1590 nt
Organism: Zea mays
Lineage: Eukaryota; Viridiplantae; Streptophyta; Magnoliopsida; Poales; Poaceae
Product: putative cinnamyl-alcohol dehydrogenase family protein
Exons: 7
Coding region: 365-1429 (354 amino acids)
Molecular function (GO): zinc ion binding; oxidoreductase activity, acting on the CH-OH group of donors, NAD or NADP as acceptor
Source: RefSeq, a predicted model, not a curated record
GAGAUUCAAAGCAACGAAAAACAAUCUACGGUUGCCAGGUCUGCGACGUCAGUGCCGACGAACUCAUGGCUCGCGAGAGGCCCGUAAAAACAUGAUAGCCAGAUCUGCGACGUCACGGCUGUCGCCAGUGAUCGCCAUUCGCCACCCUCUCCGUUCCAUUCCAAUCCGUUCAGCGGUCAGCGGAACAUGAUACGGUCUGCGCCCUUCCAAGCAAUCACAUCUUCUUCCCCGUUAUAAAUCGCUCACUCGCUAUCGUCGGCUACCUGUAUCCUGGCGACACCCAACAGCCUGCUUGCCGCGCUUGCAUUGAGGGGAGUUCGGGGAGCGGCCGGUGCGGAAGGAAUCGACACAGAGUUCAGUUCACAUGGCUGCUGAAUCAGAGAACGGCAACUGCAAAGCUUGGGCAGCGAGAGAUCCUUCUGGAGUUCUCUCACCACACAGUUUUAACCGCAGAGCAGUGCAAAGCGGCGAUGUUUCGCUGAAGAUCAUAUACUGUGGAGUCUGUUAUGCAGACGUUGCUUGGACGCGGAAUAAGCUCAAUGAUUCAAAAUAUCCUUUGGUUCCUGGGCAUGAGAUAGCUGGAGUUGUAACUCAGGUUGGUGCAGAUGUCAAAGGCUUUAAAGUGGGUGACCAUGUAGGUGUUGGAACAUAUGUGAACUCUUGCCGUGAUUGUGAGAACUGCAAUAUCUCUCUAGACAACCAUUGCCCAAAAGCAGUUUAUACUUUCAAUGGCAUUGAUACAGAUGGAACUGUCACAAAGGGGGGUUACUCCACUCACAUUGUAGUCCAUGAAAGGUAUUGCUUCAAAAUACCCGAUGGCUACCCUUUGGCGAAGGCAGCACCUCUUCUGUGUGCUGGAAUAACCGUGUAUACUCCAAUGAUGCGACACAACAUGAACCAACCUGGAAAGUCACUUGGGGUCAUUGGUCUUGGUGGUCUGGGUCACAUGGCUGUGAAAUUUGGUAAAGCAUUUGGUCUUAAGGUCACAGUUUUCAGUACAAGUGAAUCAAAGAGAGAUGAAGCCAUCAACCUCCUUGGAGCAGAUAAUUUUGUUAUAUCAUCAGACACACAGCAAAUGGAGUCCCUGAAGAACUCCCUGCACUUCAUAAUUGACACUGCUUCCGGUGACCAUCCAUUUGAUCCGUAUUUCUCUCUCCUUAAGGUUGGUGGUGUGAUGACAUUGGUAGGUUUUCCAAGUGAGAUCAAAAUGCAUCCUGCAAGCCUUAUACUUGGUGCGCGGACCUUGUCUGGCAGUGUUGUUGGAGGUAUAAAAGACAUCCAAGAAAUGGUUAACUUCUGUGCAGCCAACAAUAUCUAUCCGGAGAUUGAGAUCAUUAAGAUAGAUUAUAUCAACGAGGCUCUCGCGAGGCUUGUUAAUCGAGAUGUGAAAUACCGCUUUGUAAUCGACAUCGAGAACUCCUUCAAGUAGCGUGCUAGUGCACAUGCUCUCGUCUUUCUGUUAGUGUUCAACAGUUCAAGAGCUAUUACAAAUGUGAGUCAUGCCAAAUAAACUUGAUGUAAACAACCAUAAUUGAACAGCAAGGGGAAACAGGUAUAUUGUGAUAAUGAAGUCGCUCUAUGAAUAUUCAA